This is a messenger RNA of Aspergillus calidoustus, 756 nucleotides long. The record is from the annotation of a GenBank genome assembly. Lineage: Eukaryota; Fungi; Ascomycota; Eurotiomycetes; Eurotiales; Aspergillaceae.
AUGAACCAACGAGCGCGUUUGAUCCCGUCCAUUGCGAAAUGUAUGGCUUACUGGAUAAAGCCCGGCAAAAACCGAUCUCUCCAAGAACGUCUCGCCUACACCAGGGAGCAAAACCGAACAGAGAAUCGACCGUUGAUCUCAACGUAUAAUGAUGAUACGAAGGCUUAUCUGAAGGAAAGCCUUUGGCGCAUCGCUCAAAAGCAGCUUUACAAUACGCCUACGCCGAAACAACUGAAUCAUGAACGAUUCUUCCUUAGAAUGGAAGUGGAUAGGCAGAACAAAGAUGAGGAUAUGCUUUUGGAGGAGUCUUUGGAGGGAACAGAAGAUUUAUGUGAUGCUUACGAUGACUACACCAAUUGCGGCCUCGGGGCCGACCCCCACCUAAUCGCUGGCGACAAACCCUUUGAACUCGAGGUCUGCGACGCUGGAAGUUGCGGAUCAAGCAUGAUAUUCGGAAACAGCCAAACAGAGCAGCCUAUGGAGAUGCUAGAUGAUUACUCCGACGCCAGAAUAGACCAAGGGGUGGCGGAAACUUGGGCCACUGUAUUUGCUCCAAGACUGUCGCGAUCGUUUUUGUCUGGAGGCUUUGAAAUUGGUGACGUCGAUAGAUUGGACGGGGACGUGAUUAUGCAGGGGUAUGCUAGAGAAGAACUCUUGAGCCAGGCGCCUCGGUGGCGCACUUGGACUGAAAUACUAGAUGAGGAAAACAGCGACUGUGAGAUGCUCUUGAACGAGACAAUGGAAGAACAUCUCUGA